This is a messenger RNA of Dicentrarchus labrax (European seabass), 7143 nucleotides long. RefSeq lists its product as uncharacterized. The transcript is spliced from 7 exons. NCBI's taxonomy places the organism in Eukaryota, Metazoa, Chordata, Actinopteri, Moronidae. The record is from RefSeq and is a predicted model, not a curated record. Bases 555 to 2852 code for a protein of 765 amino acids.
CAGCAUGCGCGUGCAGGUAGAGGGAUGGCAGAUAGAGAGAGAGUGGGAGAGGCAGGGAUAUAGUAGAAAGAGAGAGAGAGAGAGAGAGAGAGAGAGAGAGAGAGAGAGAUGUACAACAGUCUGCCAAUACAGAUUUAUCUCUUCUGCUCUAAUUCACCAGCAACAUAAUAGCACAGGUCGAUAUAUCCUUCCUCUCUCUCUCUCUCUCUCUCUCUCUCCUCACUCUCUCCUCACUCUCUACCUCUCUCCACCAAACACACACACGCGCCGCAGCCGUCAGCUAGCUCGUAUGCGUCCCUCCUCGCGCCAGCGGGUGGCCGCCUGGCUGCUCGCGCUACCGUUGGGGAGAGGUGGAGAGGAAUGCGCGCGCCGCGGCCGCCUGGAGAUGAUCUCGUUUUGGCUGCUGUGCUGGAAGCUGUUGGUAGAGAGCCACAGCUGGGCUAAGGAGGGCAACAGCUGAGCUAACGGACGGUAACCACGACAACGGUAGCUCUGACAACGAUAACCCAGUUGACGACUCUCCCACUCCAACACAACCAACAGAUCCAGUUACCAUGGAGAUCAGCUCAUCACCACCGCUUACAGAACUGGAAAGAGAAAACGUGGUUAGCUGGCACAGCCAGGAAGUAGAGGAACUACAUUACCCAGAGGUCCACGGGGUACAGCGGCCGUUCAGGGACGAGCAGGAGGAAGACGAGGCUGCAGAGAGAGAAAAUGAAAAAACAGACAGAGAUGAGUGUGACUAUCUUGUUUUUGAGAUAGGAGAGAAGAGGGGAGGGGAGGAAGUAGGUGAAAGUGAGGGAGGACAAGAGACAGAGAGAGGAGGAGAGGAGGGAGGAGAUGAGGGAAGAGGAGAGGCAGAAGGAGAGGAUGAAGGGACAGGAGAAAUGGAGAUACAAGAAAUAGAGAUAGAAGAUGAAAGUAGAGGAAAAAUAGAGGGAGAAUAUGCAAGUAAAGCAGACCCAGAGAGCGAAGAUUGGGGUAGAAGAGAAAUUGAGGGAGAAGAUGAAGGGGGAGUAAAAAUAAAAGGUGAGGAUGGAGGGAUUGGAGAAACAGAGGGAGAAGUUGCUGGAACAGGAGACACGAAAGAAGAGGAUGGGUGGCUAGGAGAGACAGAGGGAGAGAUGAAAGACGAUCUGGCAGAGCUCCUCUUCAUCUGUGACAGUCCAGUGUGUCCUUCAUCAUCAGAGCGUCCUUCAUCAUCAGAGCCCCUCACCUCAGACCCUUCAGAGCAGCCUGCAGCAGCCAUGUUGCAGGAGGCCUGGGGUCACGACCCUGGCAACAGAGACGACCUUAGCGACAGUCACCUUAGUGACUGCCUCCAAGCCGAGCUGGCUAUUGUGUACUCGGACAGCGACGCCGGGGAGGACCAAUGGGCAGCCUUCACGCCCUGUGAUGUCAUCAACCAGGAAGAAGAAGGUGGCGGAAUCCAUGACAGUGCCUGUGAUGGAGAGAGCAAGGAAGAGGAGAGAAGAGGAGAGAAGGAGGAGAGAGGGGAGGAUAAGGGAAAAGUAGAGACUGGAACAGAGGAGCAGAGAGAAGUGGAGGUAGAGAAGGAGCAGGAGGAGAGGAGGGGACGCAGGGAUGAUGAUGAAGAGCAGAUGAAGUCGAGGGAAGAGCUUUUCAUGCGGUCUCCUUCUGUCAGCUCCACAACCAGCUCCACAGACCCCGACAGGAGGCUUCCUGUGGAUUUCUGUGUCCACCAAGACACCCGCAGUGAAAAUGUCUCCACUGAGCAUGUGGACUUUCUGUUGGCACGCCAGCAGUGGAAGAAGAUGGAGGAGGAGGUCAAAGGUCAGCCAAUCCCCAAACCAGGGCUAAGAGCUCAGGGGAGUUUCCAGGGUACCCACACUUCACUGUACCCCCCAACUCGCAGCCCUCGACUCAAACACAGAGAGAUCCAUCCACCAGUGCCUAGGGAGCCCCCUCUGUCCUCCACCCUGUCCCCCAGUUCCGAGGACUCAGGCCUGGAUGACUCGUCAUACCGCAGCCCCUUGGAGGAGCCGGAGACUGCAGUGGAGAGAGAAAUCCGCCUGACUCUGGAGAGAGAGGAACGCCACCGCAGGGAGAGGGGGAUGAUUGCACAGGGUCUGACUAUACCCAGACCAUCCACUCUGCAAACAGGACGAUCUCCACCUAGACCUCCAGCCUGCCGCACCCCUACCUUAUCCAUCUCUCCAUCCCCUUCCUGCUCCUCCUCCCUUCCCCGGUCUGUCUACCAUGAAAUGACAGCCAAUAAUGUCAUCAUCCUGGAGCCUGACUGCUCCAGCUCCACCUCCAGGAACCGCCUACUCUCCUCUGCAAUCGGGGGCCUCUCCGAUUGGCCCAUAAGCCUGGAUACGGUGCCUUCCGCGAACGUCAUCGUCGUGGAGACCUCCAACCUGAUCAUUCGCAGUGCUUCCGAGUUCUGCCUAAGCUCAGCCCCCGUGUCCGUGGAAACGCAGGAGAGCACUUUCUCGUCGAAUCCGUUCUUUAAGCUGCGCUCCCUCAGCAGCCAGUCGCUGGUGGAGCAAGAGAUCCGCAUGGUGAGGCAGAGGGAGGAGGAGUGGAGGAGGCAGAGGGAGGAGAUGUGGAGGAGGAGGAGGGAGGAGGAGUGGAGGAGAGGGAGGGAGAGGUAUGACACUGUGCUGGUGUCUCCGGCCCUGAGCGAUAGCAUCAGUUACAACGUGCCAGAGGUUCCAGACAGAUGUGUUUCCUCCCCUUCGUCCCCCUCUAGGACCCGCAAAAUGGAAAGAUCCAGUUUGUCUUGUGACCACAAGUUCCCCCCCUCCCUCUCUUCUGUGCCACGACGACAGAACACCAUGGCACAGCGAUGGGAGGCCUCCCUACUAGCCAAUCAGAAGAAGGAGUAAGCAGUGUCAGCGUUCAACUGUCAGCCAUUUAAAAGCCAAAACGCCUCCGUUUCUUCCUCCUCCUGUCUAGAAAACUCACGCAGUCCUUCUUUGUCAGUAUCCAACGUCUACUGUAAUGUUUGUCUAAACUAUGAACCAGUGGGUCACCAAUCUGUUUCCUGCGGGAUGCCACAUGAGGAGGACUGAGGACUGUUUCUUUCAGUAAUUUUGGUUUCAAAGAUUAAGAUAAUUUACCUGGUUUGAGAUCCCAUAAUGUUUUAAUGAGUCUUUCAAAAUCAAACUGGUCUUUUGCAUGAUGUCUGAAACAGUACACAAUGGAACUACCUGUUAUGUCACAGUUUAUAUAUAAUAACUUUUGUAGACUUCUAAGGCACAUUCCCUGGAGGUGUAUCACAAUAAUGAGUAUAAAAUGCACAUGUUAAAAUUAGCGGUUUUCUCCUUUAAUUUUUCAUAUUUACAGCACUUUGAUUUCUAGAUGUUAAUGAAUUAUGGUACAAGUAUUGAGUAUUCAUUGAUUUUUUGUUUUGACUGACUGUACUGCAGUGAUUUUCAAACUUUUUCUGGGCUGGCACAUUUUAAUUUCAGAUAUUAAUUUAGUAUAUAUUUUAAAGUGACUGAAAAUAUUGUAGCUAUGCAUAGCAGAUAUGUGAAAAGGUAUAUGCAAAAAUAAUCUAGCAUGUUGUGUUCAAUGGGCCAACCCAGACUUUGAAAAUCACUGCCUUAGUGGAAAGUUACAAUGAGCCAUUGAUCAAGAGAGUUUGGAUGUCCCAGGUUUCUGUGUCAGCCAUGUUGGCUAAACAGUGCUAGCUGCUAACUGAAUACCAUUCGCACAGACUGGUUUUUACCUCCUCUUUGAAGGCAGCUGGUUGUAAACCAGAGUUCCAGUUUUGUGGGCUUCUUAAAGAGCAAAUAUACACUCUCCUUUGAGGAUAUUGUAGUCUCAAAGUUCCAAAGCUUGCUAGUUUUCUUUUCUCCUUCGUUAGCAUGUAAUGAAGGCGUACGGCACGGGGCAUGGACAUUUUUAUUGAAAGCUGUUGACGUUCUAAACAAAACUGAGUUCAACCUGAGCUAGGUUCUAAAAUAAUGUAACAUUUAUCAGUGAGCUAGGUUUGGUUAGCUGUUUUUGCUACAUCAUAUAAGAUAUAAGAAUGUUUUUUAAAAAAAAGGCAAAUAGACAGGCAGCAUCCACAUGUGGGUACAUGUGGAUACACACUCUGAUAUUGCAUUAAAGUAUAGCAGUCACAACCGGUGACCACAGAUAUUUAAAACAAUGUAAAAAAAAAUUCCAGAGACAAUGACCUGAGAGCCCUUGUGUUCAGACUGAAUGUUAAGCGAAUGGGUGCAAAUUCAAUCUAGGUUACGCAAGUCAUGUUUGUGCAAGUUGAAAAUGUUCCAACUUUAGCACAUAAAAUUCAUCAACAUACAACGACAAGGAAAAGAACUGGAUACAUUCUUAUGGAAGCUGCUCAGUGCCUAAAAACUUUGAUUUCCUUAAUUCCUUAAUUCAUUUUCCGAAUCUCCCGCAUAUGCUUCCGCAUUGUGAGGCCCAUAGAACAGAAGGACUAGAGACUUCCACCGGCCGAGCCGCUAACUUCCGGUUUAGCCCUCUGCUAACUUGAAUGGGGAUAAAAUGAGUCAUUUCGCAGCGGUUAGUGACGCUCAAAUAUAAUGUAUCCAACGUUUUACAUCCGCUUCUUUCACAGUGUAAGCUUAUGGAAAACGUCUUUUUGGGCUGGAUGCCAUUGCUGUAUUUACACGAUUCAGCCACUAUGUCCAAUUGGCUUCAAAGCCCAGCACUCUUCCUGGGGGCCAGAGUGUCAGCUGACACACACUGGCACACUCCAAACCCUCCAGCUGUCAAAUUUAUGUGAUUACCUUGAGGCGAAAAUUCACAUUCAGUCGUACACACCUUUAAAAUGAGCUUCCAUGUCACCAUGUCGGUUUUAUGGAUGGCGGUAUAUUUGCAGCCCUAAUGUUUUAGCUUUAUAAGCGUAGGCAUGGUGUGUACAGUUAAGUCCAGACAAAUGUUUGGGGUGUGUUGAUUGAUACAACCUGGUCAAACUCUGCCUAUCUGUGGCUCUGCUGUUUCAGCAAAAUAACUCGAGCACCUCUGAAAGAAUCAGAUGUUCUAAUCGUAAAGUUUAGUGAAGAUUUUUACAUAUUUUUAUGUCCUGUCUUGAUUCCUAAAAGAGAUUUAUUGUAUUGUAUUUUUGCUGCAUAUAUUUAUGAAUUGAGCAAUGCGUAUUAAUCCUUGAAGCUUUUAUUUGUAAAAGGUUUAUAAUAUAUUAUGUCAGAAUGACUAUUUGAAAUUGGAAGUCUGCAAUGUUUUUUAGGAGAUGACUUUUGUGUGUGGGGUGUGCAUGUGUACGAGUGUGUGUUUUAUAGUAAUCCAUCCUUCACACAUCAGCUAGCUGGAGCUACCUUUAGUUUGGCUUCUAUAGCUCAGCUCACUCACUGGUUUCCCAAUAAACUCAACCUGACUCGGCUGUGGGGUAAAGGUGCAUUCAAGUCAACUCAGAAAUGGGAUGAUUUUAACUUUCCAGGGUGGAAUAAUACCAGGCGAGUGGAACGCUAACGGCAGCAGUUUCAGUUUAUCAUCACUACAUUUUGAUGGCGCUCUAAGCUGUGAUGUGUUUGCACUACUGUUACAGUAUAAGAUAUACCACAAACGAUCCUCGGUAGCUAACUAACUACAUUUGAGCUGUGAGUCACUGUGGAACCUGAAGCUGUGUCUAUACAUAUGAUGUAGCCUGUAUCUGUAUUUUCUGACCUAAAUGUUGAGAGGCUAGGUUUAAUUUUUCCAAGUCCAUCUUAAUACACUGAUACAUUUCAUUGGUAUGCUGAUGAAGUCGUUGGUUACUGUUUUUUUCUUCCUCGUGCUGGCUGUAAAAUGAACCUGCCUUCGUGUAAUUAUACUGUAAGAGAUGAGGCACAAAAUAGUUCUCAUUCUGUGAAAAAAUCCAGGCAAUGGUGUUGGUAUAUUGCCAGUAUUAUCAAUUCCUGUUUGCCCUUACCCAGCCCAACCUUACAGUGUUUAUUUGCCUUGUCUGAAUUUAUAUGAGAUAAAGUUAAUUCCUUGUGUCUCUAUUGCUUUUGUUUCUUCUGCACCAAAAUUAUAAUUUUGCAUAAUGGAAAAAUCUUUAGAGUUGUUGAUGUUUCUACCAAAGUUUUGCUGUCAGAAAUGAGUUGAGUAGUAAACAAUAUAUUAGGUAACGUACGUAUGUUUCGUCAGUUACACAGCAAACCAUCAGACCGUAAACUCAAAAUAGGUUUAAAGUAAAGUUAAAGUAAAAAAGUAGUAAAAUGCUCUUAUAUCUCAUUGCAAAACCUUUAUUCAUACAAACUUUUAAAGGAAUUUCUAUGGAAUAAAGUUGUUUUUUUUAUCUUACAGACUGUAAAUUGCACAGACAACCACUGGCAUAAUAUUCAUAAGGUAUUUUCAUACAGCAAAACUGUUUCUUUUGAUUGUAAAAACUUGGUGGUGGUAAAAUAUGGAUGAAAACUCAACAGUACUAAUAUCCUUUUACCGUAAUACAUUUUUUUUAAUUCAUGUACUUAAUGUGCGUCAGGUACAUAAUGUAAUUUAUGAUGUUUAGUUACACUAGGCAGGGAUCUCUUCAGGGCCAGUAUGGAAAUGAGGAAUGAUUACAGUGAACAAUAACUAAUGUAUUAGGGUAGACUUGUAAAAAUCUGAACAGAUUCUUUAAAAACAAGAAUCUUGGCGCUGUAGUGUCCUAUGAGAGUCUGAGCUGUAUUGGAUGCACAAUAAUAACUGCUGUGUCAAAAGCAGGGCCGCUUUAAAGUUGAGUAUGUCAUUAUGUUACUGUGUUAGAUAUACUGUAUGAUAGCACACACUGCUGCACACUCAGUGUUUGCCCUGUGAUUUCAUUGCAGUCGGGGCGUGGUAUUCACAUCCACACCUGGUUUGGCUUCUGAUUUAAUCUUAGUGCCGUUUUUCACAUCAGCUUCACUAUCUAAGAUACUUUAUUACUCCACUACACUGCUUUUAGUUUUGAAAAGAAAAGUCUAUUUAGUCAUUUUAACAUUUCUGAUUGUGUUCAGGCCACUUCUCAAUAAAUCCAGAUGUAACACUGGGUGACACUUGCUAGAAUCUUCUGUAUGGACUCGUAUAAACAGCUGUCCUGACUAUUACAGCUUUUCCUCACUAAUGUCAUUUAUUCUGUUUCUGUUGAUUUCUUAGUUUAUUUGCCUUGAGUUUCAGUCAUUUAUUCUUGCCAAAUGAAAGGUCUGGUAAUGACAUCUUCAAUAAAGCCUGACUACUGAAACCUCC